Molecule: messenger RNA, 1066 nt
Organism: Globicephala melas (long-finned pilot whale)
Lineage: Eukaryota; Metazoa; Chordata; Mammalia; Artiodactyla; Delphinidae
Gene: ISOC2
Product: isochorismatase domain containing 2
Cellular component (GO): cytoplasm
Source: RefSeq, a predicted model, not a curated record
GUCUGGGCUUUGGGAAACAUCUACCAGGCCUGCGACCCCGCGGGUGGGCCUGAGCGGCGGAAGUCCGGCUGCGGGAGCAUGCGGGAUCUUAGUUCCCCAACCAGGGAUUGAACCCAUGCCCCCUGCAGUGGAAGCACAGAUUCUUAACCACUGGACUGCCAGGUACCCCAGCCUUUCUUUCUAAGACCUGGAAGGGGGUUCAGCUGGACAUGGCAGCUGUGAGGCCCGGCCUGGGACGCAUCAUCCCUGGAUCAUCCAUCCUCUUCCUGUGCGACAUGCAGGAGAAGUUCCGCCAUGUCUCGUUCUUCCCCCAGAUCGUCUCUGUGGCUGCCCGCAUGCUCAAGGUGGCCCAGCUCCUGGAUGUGCCAGUUGUGCUGACUGAGCAGUACCCACAAGGCCUGGGCCCCACAGUGCCCGAGCUGGGAGCUGAGAGUCUGCAGCCAUGGUCCAAGACUUGCUUCAGCAUGGUGCCCGCGGUGCAGCAGGAGCUGGACGCGCGGCCCCAGCUGCGCUCUGUGCUCCUCUGUGGCUUGGAGACACAAGCCUGCAUCUUGCCCUUACCUCUUUCUGCCCCUAGCACACAGCCCUGGACCUCCUGGACCAAGGGCUGCAGGUCCACGUGGUGGUGGACGCCUGCACCUCCCGCAGAUCCAGAAGAUCAUCAAGGAGCCCGCCCCAGACAGCGGGCUGCUGGGCCUCUUCCAUGGCCAGAACCCCCUCUUCCGCUGAACUCCCUGCCCUGCCUUGAGGGGAGACCGACCACCUUCUCGUCCCUGGGACCUUGGAAGCGCUUUCCCCCCCAUUCUUGGAUCCCAAGAGUGGUGCAGUCCACCGGGGGUACCGCCCCCUCAGCAGGGGAUGUGGGUGCCGCUUUUCCAUUGGACGGCAGCUCCCGGAAAUGCAAAUGAGACUCCUGGAAGCUGGGCGGGGGUUGGCUGAGCCGAGCUGGAGGUGGGGCUCGGCCCCCCCUCCCCGGGCCACUUCAAGGGGCGACAAGGGGAGGGGGAGGGAGUGUCACAGGCUGUGUGGGACCCGGUCUCAGAGAAUAAACAUUGAUGUGACUGUG